This is a messenger RNA of Saprolegnia diclina VS20, 420 nucleotides long. RefSeq lists its product as hypothetical. The transcript has 3 exons. The coding region runs from base 1 to 402 and encodes 133 amino acids. The record is from RefSeq and is a predicted model, not a curated record. Lineage: Eukaryota; Oomycota; Saprolegniomycetes; Saprolegniales; Saprolegniaceae.
AUGAUGAUGAUGGCGCAGACGCUGUGUCAGAUCUGGGCCGCGGCCGAGCUCUCGACGAGCAUUCACGUCCGAUGGCUCACGACGCAGUGCCUUCCGCUGGGCGACGGCCACAUGCCCUUUCUAGCUGUUGCGCGCCGUCCGAGCCACGCUCGCCCGCUCGUCGCGACGGCAAGACUUGCUGCAACGGCGAGCGGCAUCUCGAACGUCGUUGUGACGCUGGCGCUCGACGGCGAUAACGACGACGAAGAUGCCAUGCUGCCCUUCGACUCGGCGGCGUUUGAGCCGCAGGUGGAUGCGAUGAUGCUGCAAGAGGACGCGCGGGCUGCCUACUCUGCCCAGGUCAUCGUUGCCGAUAUCAUUCUCAAGUACAGGUCGCAACUCGAUGACGCCACGUUGCCCUAAAGGCCUUAAGAGUGCAGA